Vicia faba (fava bean) is the source of this 741-nucleotide messenger RNA. NCBI's taxonomy places the organism in Eukaryota, Viridiplantae, Streptophyta, Magnoliopsida, Fabales, Fabaceae. The record is from the annotation of a GenBank genome assembly.
AUGUCACCUAUUGAAGAAACAGAGGUUAAGAGGCCAAUCAAGGAUGAGUUUGCCGAUGAACACAUCCUUGCUGUUAUUGGUGUACCAUGGUUUGCAGAUUAUGCAAACUAUAUAGUAGGAGGGUCUCUUAGGCGGAGGAGUUUGAUGAAUGGAGUUUUGAGCAGGGCGACGAAAGAAGAUUUGAGAAAAAUUGAAAGAGGCUAUACACAAAAAAAAGGGUGUUGCGCUUCGGUUCAGCCCAGCAAGAACAUUCCACUUAACACUUGGCUUCUCCCUAAUACUCGCCGAAUCCAACCUUUCCCUAAGCUUCGCCUGCUCCAGAUCCUUUCUAUCUCUUCACUCCAGAUCCUCCGCGCUAAUCCAUUCUCCCAACCCCAAAUCGCAGGCGAAAUCAACAACCUCGCCUCCACCAUAUCAAAAUCUCAGUUCACUAUCUUAUCCCUAACCAUGAUUAUAAGCCUAAAUACUUCUUCUUUGAUUCAAUUCUCUGCCCUUCUUGCUUAUGAUUCCAAUUCAAACUCUCAUACUUUCAUCGAUUCAAUCAUAACAUCAAAAGAAGAUAUAUGUUACCAGAAGGGAUUAAAGAAACGUUACCUACCGGCGAUGAUCCCGAUUCCUUUUCAACACCGGUGCAAAGAUAAGAACUCCAACGGUAAGCUCUUCACUUGUUUCCCUUUCUUUUCUUCUGAACUCCUUUAUCGUCGCUUCCUGUUGUUAUCUAAAAUCUCGGUUAUGCCCUGA